This is a messenger RNA of Hymenoscyphus albidus, 336 nucleotides long. Lineage: Eukaryota; Fungi; Ascomycota; Leotiomycetes; Helotiales; Helotiaceae. The record is from the annotation of a GenBank genome assembly.
AUGCCUGAAGAUACAUCGUCAUCAUAUCGCGGCAUCGACAUGAACUUGUCACCCAAAUUCAUGGCGCCAUGUCAAGGUUAUUCGAUCAUGGCAACUGAUGGAAUCUCAAACAAAGAACCAUCAGUAUAUGGCCAAUCUCAUCCGGCAACGUCCGAUGAAGGGAUGGAAAUCGCUGAAGAAUUUCAAAAUGAUAGUACUGAAACCUGGCAAGUUAAGUCACAGAUCUUUUGUAAGUUCCAGUCUGAUUGUCGAAUAGGGAACCAAGCGUCAUACGAGGAUCUUCGAUUAAAACGAUCACAAGCCCUAUCUUUGCAACUGAAACACAUAUAUUAUUGA